Messenger RNA from Orycteropus afer afer, 531 nucleotides. RefSeq names its product hes family bHLH transcription factor 6 (gene HES6). Bases 1 to 531 code for a protein of 176 amino acids. The record is from RefSeq and is a predicted model, not a curated record. Gene Ontology annotation, biological process: anterior/posterior pattern specification; regulation of neurogenesis; regulation of transcription by RNA polymerase II. Gene Ontology annotation, cellular component: nucleus. NCBI's taxonomy places the organism in Eukaryota, Metazoa, Chordata, Mammalia, Tubulidentata, Orycteropodidae. Gene Ontology annotation, molecular function: DNA-binding transcription factor activity, RNA polymerase II-specific; RNA polymerase II cis-regulatory region sequence-specific DNA binding. The transcript is spliced from 2 exons.
AUGGCUCCCUCCCUGGGGCUCUGCCGGGGCCGCGCGGGCCGGGAGGACGAGCACAGCUGGGAGGCGCGGGGGGACCGCAAGGUGCAGGCUGCGGGGCCGCGGGCGGAGCGCGAGCAGCUGCGGGCCGAGGCCAGCGAGCGCUUCGCCGCCGGCUACAUCCAGUGCAUGCACCAGGUGCACACUUUCGUGUCCACGUGCCAGGCCAUCGACGCCACCGUCGCCGCCGAGCUCCUCAACCACCUGCUGGAGUCCAUGCCGCUGCGCGAGGGUGGCAGCUUCCGGGAUCUGCUGGGCGAUGCCUUGGCCGGGCCACCGGGAGGCCCCGGGCCGAGCGGCCGGCCAGCGGGAGGGGUCGCGGGGUCCCCGCUGCCCAGUCCCCCAGGCCCCGGGGAUGACGUAGGCUCCGACCUGGAGGAGGCUGCCGAGGCUGAACUGAGCCGAGCGCCUUCCGAGGGGUCGAACUUGAUGUCCGCGGCCCUGGGCGGCCUGACCUCUGCCCACAUAACCCACAGCGUCUGGAGGCCUUGGUGA